AUGUCGUUCCAGUCCAAUGGCACACGGAACCGCGGUGAAGAAGAUGAGGUCUGUCCUGUGUGCAAGUCAUCACGGUACCUCAAUCCAGAUAUGCGUUUCCUUAUAAACCCGGAAUGUUACCAUAAAAUGUGCGAGUCAUGCGUGGAUCGCAUCUUCUCGUCAGGCCCAGCCCCAUGCCCAGUUGCCGGAUGCAAUAAAACGCUUAGGAAGAACCGGUUUCGGAAACAAACCUUUGAGGAUAUUGGCGUAGAGAGGGAGGUUGAUGUAAGGAAAAGGGUCAUGCAGAUAUUGAAUCGCCGCGAGGAUGAAUUUGACAACAAGCUAGCCUACGACAACUUUCUUGAACAGCGCGAGGAUAUAAUAACCAACCUGGUCUCCGGCAUCGACGUCGCAAAAACGGAAGCCCAACUCUCCCAAUACGCCGCAGCGAACUCAAAAUCUAUCCGCCGCAACCAAGCGCUCGAAUCCCAAGAAUCCGCCGCUUUCCUGCAACAUCAGUCCCUCGAACAAGAGCAAAUACGAUUACGCCGUGAAGCAGCACGGCAGGACUACGAUAACGAAAGACGUGCCAUCCUCUCCGGACGAGAAGACGUCCUCAACCGCCUAGCAACAGGCACCGUAGAAGAUGCAGAAGCCAUCGCAAAAGAGGGCAGGCAGGGCAUGCUCAAGAAAUCCUCGGCCCGGCGCAGCGAAGAGGAGCGCCUCAAACGAAAACAAACAGCUCUCCUAGCCGAAUCUAAACGUGCCCAGGCUCUAGCAGAUGCAGCCGACAAGGGCAUCGCACCGGCCUUUGAUUCAGACCUCGUCAAAGGCCUGCGGAAGAUCAAGACGCCAGAGCCGGAAAAGCCAUACGACCCUUUUUGUGGGAUCAGGCUCGACGGCCGCGAUUAUUAUCAGCUUCAAGACAAUUACCCGUCUACGUAUCUUGAUCCCAUCAAGGAUAAUGCCCAGAUGCUUGCAGGCGGGUAUGACUUGAGGGAGUACUACGCGCGCACAUUGCUGGAAGCAUUUGCUGGGCUGGGAUGUUUCAUCGAUGAAGAAAUUGCCGCGAGAAACGCUUCGGCGAACCCGUCGCCGACGGGACUUGCGGCGUCAGCUGCGGCGAGUACGCCCAUUCCAGUUGAUGAGGAAAUGUUAUGA
Histoplasma mississippiense is the source of this 1140-nucleotide messenger RNA. RefSeq lists its product as hypothetical. Gene Ontology annotation, molecular function: cyclin-dependent protein serine/threonine kinase activator activity. The transcript has 3 exons. Bases 1 to 1140 code for a protein of 379 amino acids. NCBI's taxonomy places the organism in Eukaryota, Fungi, Ascomycota, Eurotiomycetes, Onygenales, Ajellomycetaceae. The record is from RefSeq and is a predicted model, not a curated record. Gene Ontology annotation, biological process: positive regulation of cyclin-dependent protein serine/threonine kinase activity; nucleotide-excision repair; regulation of transcription by RNA polymerase II. Gene Ontology annotation, cellular component: transcription factor TFIIH holo complex.